AUGCGCCCCUUACGAUCACAAAAAAAACCCCGCCGCGCCCAUCGCCCCACAAUUUUACUGCCGUUGCCGCCGCCACCACCACCACCACCGCCACCGUCGCCAUACGCCGUCGACCACAUGCGUCCCUUACGAUCACAAAAAAAACCCCGCCGCGCCCAUCGUCCCACAAUUUUACUGCCGUUGCCGCCGCCACCACCACCACCAUCGCCACCGUCGCCAUACGCCGUUAGUUGUGGGAAUACUUAA
Gongylonema pulchrum is the source of this 246-nucleotide messenger RNA. The record is from the annotation of a GenBank genome assembly. NCBI's taxonomy places the organism in Eukaryota, Metazoa, Nematoda, Chromadorea, Rhabditida, Gongylonematidae.